UAAAAAACAAACCGUAACAACAACAGAAAUAUGAUAGCCUCACUUUAACGGUACUUACUGCAGUAAUUUUUCAGUCUGCUUGAAAUUCCCAAUAAAAAUGGCCAGCUUCUUAAAGGAUUUAAGUGCCGGAGCCAAAGAAGUAGCGGAAAAAGCUAAAAUCAAAAGUGCUGAACAGGCCAUUUUAACACCUAUGGCACAUUUAUUGCUGCAAGAAAGUUCACCACAUGAUAUUUAUGUUUUGAAAUCCUCAGCGGCCAAAAUGGUGGCAAAAGAGCAGAUCAAGGUUUCAGAUCUUUUAAGUCUACCCUAUAACAUGAAGUGGUGCCGUUUAAGUUUUGGCUGCAAGGCUUUAGAUAAAUGUACCCAUGGCGGUAUUGUCACUCGAGGCAUUACUGAAUUUUGUGGCAUUUCGGGUGCCGGCAAGACCCAGCUACUUUUACAGUUGUCUUUGACUGUACAACUGCCUCAAGAAUUGGGAGGUUUAGCUGGUGGUGUUGCAUUUAUUUGCACUGAGGAUUCUUUUCCUUCCAAACGUUUAUUUGAAAUGUCCAAAACUUUUGCAAAGAUUUAUCCCUCGCUGGAUAUUAACUAUUUGGCCAAUGUUCAUGUGGAACAUGUCUUGCAAAGCGAACAACUUUUGAAAUGUGUUUCCGAACGUUUGCCAACUUUGAUGUCUUCGGUACGUAUUGGCUUAAUUAUUAUUGACUCUGUUGCUGCUGUAUUUCGUACUUUUACAAAUUAUAUUGAGCGUGCUAAAGAUAUGCGUAAAUUGGCAAAUUAUCUACUACAUUUAGGAGAUAAAUAUAAUUGUGCCGUGAUUUGUGUUAAUCAGGUGGCCACGGUCAGUGACAAAGAGCCUGAAGUACCAUGUUUGGGUCUAUCCUGGGCCCAUUUGGGUCGUACUCGUAUGCGUAUCAGUAAAAUACCCAAACAAAUACAACACCAUGACAAGCUGUUAACUGUGCGUAAAUUAGAAAUUCUUUAUUCCCCCGAAACACCCAUAGAAUAUGCGGAAUUUCUAAUAACCGAAGAGGGAGUUUUUGAUGUGCCUUAA
This is a messenger RNA of Calliphora vicina (urban bluebottle blowfly), 1054 nucleotides long. RefSeq names its product spindle B (gene spn-B). Lineage: Eukaryota; Metazoa; Arthropoda; Insecta; Diptera; Calliphoridae. Gene Ontology annotation, biological process: double-strand break repair via synthesis-dependent strand annealing; t-circle formation; telomere maintenance via recombination. The record is from RefSeq and is a predicted model, not a curated record. Gene Ontology annotation, cellular component: Rad51C-XRCC3 complex; replication fork. Gene Ontology annotation, molecular function: ATP binding; ATP-dependent DNA damage sensor activity; four-way junction DNA binding. The transcript is spliced from 5 exons. Bases 98 to 1054 code for a protein of 318 amino acids.